AUGAAGGCUCAUGACUAUGAGUCCGCUCGCGAACAUAACAUGUACUACCCAUUUUCUGGGAGGGAGGAAUGGGAACUCGCCAAAUUUCUCAUCGAGAAUCUGAAUCAGGGGCAAAUAAGUCGCUUUUUGAAGCUAUUAUGGGUGAGGUCAGAAACACGGCAACAACCCACAUUCAAAACUGCGCCCCAACUGAUAACCUUUAUGGACGCCCUGCCAAAGGGACCGCAGGGGCGCUGCACAACAAUCGAGACAGAUGGUUAUGUUACAACGCAUCCUGUGCAUCUUAUCUGGCGUGAUGCUUUGGAGGUAACGAAGCACAUAUUCGGCAAUCCAAUUUUUGCCAAUGACAUGGAAUUCGAUCCAUAUGAGAUAUUUGUUGAUGGAGAAUGGGAAUAUGGUGAAUGGAUGUCGAGUUCGCGUGUGCAUGAUAUCCAGGCUUGUAUUAUUUUUUAUGACGAGCUUCCACGAGGUGCUACCAUUGUACCCAUUGUUCUUGCAUCGGACAAAACUCCAGUCACUCGACACACAGGAGGUCUCGAGAUGCAUCCCACAUUCCUUACCAUCACUAACAUCCGAUCUGACAUUCACAUGAAGGCUACAGCUCACGCAUGGUCGUGCAUCGCGUAUAUGCCCAUUCCCCAGUACAUUUGCAACCCCGAGUUCUCUUCGCUCUUGCAAGCCCGUGUGUGGCAUCGGUGCAUGGAUAUAGUCUGCAGGAAUCUCAAGCAGGCUGCCGCUGUAGGCACAAGUAUGGUGGACCCAUUGGGUCUCUUACACUAUGGCUUUACCCCCCUUUGUAUCGAUCCCUGGAAGGUCCAGGAAUUUCAAGAAGCAGCCAAAGUGUCACAUCUCAGCGGGGUGCAGCUUCCCUUCUGGCGUGACUGGCACUUCGCUGAUCCAGCUAUUUUCCUUGCACCUGAACUUCUCCACACAUGCCACAAAUUUUUCUUCGAUCACAUUCUCAAGUGGUGUAAGGAAGUUGUUGGGGCUGAUGAACUUGAUACUCGCUUUUGUUCGCAGCAUAAACACAUUGGAACCUGUCACUUUGGGCAAGGUGUUUCGCAUGUCCAGCAGAUGACCGGUUGGGAACAUCGGGACAUCCAACGCACAAUUGUACCUACAAUCGCAGGUGUCGUCGAUCCUGAUUUCGUCCGUGCUGUUCGUGCACUGGUUGAUUUCAUCUACAAAGCACAGUCUCCAACUUUCACUCCAAUGUCAAUCGCUGAUAUGAUCUCCUCACUCCAAGAGUUUCACGACUUCAAACAUGCAAUUCUCCGUGCCAAGGCUCGCCGAGGAACAUCGGGUCCUAUUGAGCAUUUUGAAAUCCCAAAACUUGAGCUCUUAGCAUCAUUCGCUCGAGCCAUCCCCCAGCUUGGCUCCAUCAUACAAUUUACUGCUGAUGUCAGUGAGCGUAUGCUCAUCACACAGUGCAAGAAUCCAUUUGAGUGCACCAGCCACCAACGUGCAACGUUCACUCAGCAAGUUGUCCGUCUCCUGGACCGGGAAGAAACUGCACGCCAGUUUGACCUCUACACCCUCCUCCACUCAAACAGCUUAUCCCUCAACAACCUGAUCAUCAAUGAAUUUGACGAAGUUGUUGACAUGGACCCGAUGUUGGGUUGGAUCAUGCGCGUCGCUCCUGAAGAACUGUCUCAUCUGCAAGGCCCUCGCCCUGUUCGCAACCAUUUCCUUAAAGGCCUGCUGUCUGAAGACAGCAGGAUCGCCUUUCAUAUCACUGUAUCCAGUGACCACACCAACAAGACACCGCCUCUUCCUGACUUUCCUCUGAAGCUUCGCUCCUUCAUUGAAAGUGUCAACCCUAUGCUCGCAACUCGUUUCCAGAACCGUCUGCUCAAUGUCUGGAACAAGUUUCGUAUUCAGCUGCAUUCGAUGUUGUGUCCGCGUCUCGUCAUGCCGAGCCAGCAGGUACAAGCAUAUCCACCAUCUACCAAUUAUCCUCGUGGAAAUUGCGAUGCUGUCCUGCUGCAGAUGCACAGUGAAGGUGAAGAAGACGCCAUUGUAGCUCAAGUUUGCAUGGUGUUCGGCUUGUCAAAGAAAGGCCCACCAUUGCCUCCUGAACUUGAUCAAAUCUUCCUCUAUGUACAGCUCUUCGAAGUCGUCGCACGUCCUCAAGAUGAUGUUGGAGUCAUGAUGUUCCACGUCAAGUGCCGUUUUGUGACCGGUCCUGAUGGCACACAAGUGUGGGUUGGCAUGAUCAUUCCUCUGCUCGAUGUUACCCAUGCGAUCGAGCUCAUUCCUGUUUACGGGGACAGAGCUAAUCGUGCUGUUGACUCCUCGACGUGUUUGGAACGCUAUGAUACCUUCUACCUUAACAAUUUUUCAGACAAGGAAUGGUAUCACACGCUACACACAGACUUUAUGUAG
Messenger RNA from Suillus plorans, 2385 nucleotides. RefSeq lists its product as uncharacterized. NCBI's taxonomy places the organism in Eukaryota, Fungi, Basidiomycota, Agaricomycetes, Boletales, Suillaceae. Bases 1 to 2385 code for a protein of 794 amino acids. The transcript has 6 exons. The record is from RefSeq and is a predicted model, not a curated record.